AUGUUUUUUUUCGAGAACACUCAACAAUCAAAUCUUUACUACAAUAACAACUACGCUAGCUGUAAAGAUUAUUUCGAAGACCUGCAAGAAGAUCCACUUUUAGAAUCAGAUAACUAUUUCUUAAAUGCUAAUUCAGUACAAUCUUUUAAUAACAUUGCUGCUAAUUCUAACACUAAGAUGAGCAAUAAUAACGAUAAUAAUGAUCGUAUAGAUGGCUACUCUAACUGUAAUUAUAAUUACUCCUAUGACCAAACCCCAAAUUUGUUGGGAGAUGAUAUUUUUGAUAGCAUUAACUACAUGUUUAAUGACCUAAAUUCAGAUAAUACUUUAAACUCGCCCUCAGGCUAUUCAGAGAGAAUCUCUUCUGAUUUAUCUAAUGGUUCUAUUUUUUCUAAUGAUUCUAUGUUGACUUUAUCUCUACCCUUAACAUUUAACAAAAAUAUAAAAGCUAACUCUACUACCGUUAACAGGGCUAGUGACAAAAAUAGUGAUGUGAAUACCAUUUCACCAUUUUCUUCAGUAGUGUCUACCCCUGAAUUAGUACAGAAAGUUAAUGAUUUAUAUAAAAAUAUCAAUGAAAAUUUAUUAUUUAAUAAUGAUCCUAGUACCACCACCAGUUCUAUAUCUAUAACCACUUCUAGCAUCGCUAACAACGAUAGUGUUAAUAAUACAGACAUAACAAAAGAAGAAAAUAAAUCAGCUGGUCUUAAUGUUAUCAACGAAAACACCAAAAAGAAUCAUUGGGCUAAAGUGGAUAGGGUUAAAAGAAUAAGAAGACAUAACUACAAUAAUAAUAAUAACCAUGUUUCAAAGCUUCAAAAUCCAAAGACAGGUAAGAAAAUUGCUGAUUCAAGGUUAUCAGUGGCUGCCUUAGCUGAGGUCCUUAAAGUUGAUUCAUUGGAUGAAGCAUUAGCGACAGAAAGGUAUAUACUUGAUAUCUUUGAAAAUGAGUUGCAAUAUCCGUUAGGUCACAAAACAUGGAUUAGAGAUACACCAAAGUGUGAAAGAGAAAGACUGAUUAAUCAAUUAUAUGAAAGAACUAGACAUAAAUAUCCAUACUAUGAUAAAUCUAUCCUAGAAACAAUAAUUAGACGUUCAACUUAUUCUAUGAUGCAAAGUAGAUUAAGGAAAGAAAGGAAAAGAAACAGAAAAUUGUCCCAAAGUUCGGACUCUAAUACAAAUGCUGUUAGUAAUAUUAAUAUUCCUCUUCCAGUUAUUUCAAACAAUAAUAAUACUUGUUCAACUAAUAUUAAUAAAGUUAAUGUAUGA
Messenger RNA from Arxiozyma heterogenica, 1269 nucleotides. RefSeq lists its product as uncharacterized. Lineage: Eukaryota; Fungi; Ascomycota; Saccharomycetes; Saccharomycetales; Saccharomycetaceae. The coding region runs from base 1 to 1269 and encodes 422 amino acids. The record is from RefSeq and is a predicted model, not a curated record. The transcript has a single exon.